This is a messenger RNA of Fundulus heteroclitus (mummichog), 6262 nucleotides long. RefSeq names its product immunoglobulin-like domain-containing receptor 2. Gene Ontology annotation, cellular component: membrane. Gene Ontology annotation, biological process: pancreas development. Bases 107 to 2311 code for a protein of 734 amino acids. NCBI's taxonomy places the organism in Eukaryota, Metazoa, Chordata, Actinopteri, Cyprinodontiformes, Fundulidae. The transcript is spliced from 11 exons. The record is from RefSeq and is a predicted model, not a curated record.
UCUCCGCUUCUCGGGCGCUCUGGUCCCGUUAUAAAAUGUCCCUGCAAUCCUGAAACAUCAUCCGGGGAUGGCACGGAGGAGGAAAUGAGACAAAGUUUCUCCUGAAAUGCUGAUGGAACCCGCCGGUGGGAUUUGGAAGCUGUUUUCUACCGAAAUGUGGUGGAUUCCCCUCGUUCUUCUGGCAGGUGUCUUUCCUCCAUCAUGCUCAGGCCUUCAUGUGAUGGUACGAGAUGAGAAGAGAUAUGCUACUCUGUUCCAGUCAGUGGUUCUGCCGUGCCAAUACACCAGUGUAUCCACGCAGCCUGCUAUGGUGAAGUGGAUCUACAAGUCUUACUGCAGGGACCGCACCAGGGACUCGUUCAGCUUCCCUGACAGCUUGAGCGGAGGCCUGGGUGGAAGUGGUCUGCAGAUCGGAAGCGGAGGGGUCGGACGAGGCUACGAGACGGGUUCCACGGCGAGCCACCUGGACUGCUCCGACAACCGGAGGACUGUCAGGAAUGUGGCGUCCAUCUCUGGGUCCGCGGUGACGCUCUCAGAGUUCUACAAAAAUAGAGAUGUUACCAUCAUCAAUAAGGCAGAUCUGCGUAUAGGAGAGGUCCAGUGGGGAGACAGUGGUGUAUACUUCUGCCAAGUGACCAUAGCGGAUGACAUAGAAGGACAGAACGAAGCUUCUGUGGAGCUGCUGGUUCUUGGUUUCUCAGGUGUGCCUGAAGAUCUCCUGCCUGACUUUGAUUUGAAGAUUAUGCCAGAGUGGGUGUUCGUGGUGGCUGUGGUGCUCGGCAGUGUUUUGUUCCUGCUGCUGGUCGGGGUUUGCUGGUGUCAGUGCUGUCCCCACUCCUGCUGCUGCUACGUCAGCUGCUGGUGCUGCCCUGACACGUGCUGCUGCCCCCGACACUUGUAUGAGGCAGGUAAAGGCAUAAAGACAGGCACCUCCACCCCUCAAACACCAGCCUACGCUCCAUAUUUUGUGUCUGGACUGCCGGCCAUGGUCCCCAUUGCCCCACCGUCACUGGUGGACAAGAUGUCUUCUGUCCCCCCCUCAGACGGCACCCUAGUCUCAACAGUAUCUCAAGUGCCCGUGCAUGCUGUGGGGAUUCCCUACCGCGUACCUUCACCGCAGGAUCAAAACUCUCUCAGGGUGCUACAGUAUGUAGAGAAACAGCUGGCUACCUUCAACCCUUCCGGGUCCGGCAGCAAACAGUCCUGCAGUCAGUCAGAACUGAGCUCCCUCCAUGAAGGAGACACCAACUUCCGCCAAACUUACAGGAACGUUCAGAAGAAAGCUCUGCCUGCCAUCCCUGAUCAAGACUCGUGCCCGGAACCACACGGCUACCGUGAAAACCGCAGCCCGGAGCCGCAGCAUCACCGUAAGAACCUCUCGUCACCUCAUCGUUACCGUCACAACCCUGACUCAGACCAGCACGACAGCCAGGAUGAGCCUCUGCUCCCGCGACGACACAGCGACGACCCGCCGUCUUCCUCUCAGUCGCACAGGAUUGGUCGAAGUCAGCGGCAACAGAACUCCAGCAAUGAGGACAAACACGACAGGUGGAACCCUUGUUCAGAACACCUGCAGAGAAAGAGGUAUCGCUCCUCUGGACGGACUGGCUCGCUGGAUGAGCUGGAGGAGUUUGCUGCUUUCUACAAGCAGAAAGGAGGCAGAGGAGCGGAGAGGAGGGAGGAAGAAAGGGUGGAGUAUGAGAUGGAGGUGCUGGAGUUGAGUGGCUAUCCCUCCCAUCGUAAGGGUCCUCCUCAGCAUUAUUACAACCACGAGGAAGAGCUUGAUGACAACAGUGAGCAUGAAGGUUAUACUAGACCAAGCAACAAAGGCAAACACGACAUUAGCCCACUGCCUUCUCCCAAAAAGAGGGGGAGCACACGGGAACGGGAGAGGGCCGAGCCACGUCCCCCGAAAAGAGAUCCACCAUCAACUAACUCUCAGGAGAGGGACUACGACGGCACUUUCCUUAACAGCCUGUUGGAGCGUAAGGCUAAGCUGCGAGGAGUUUCCCAGGGCAAAAAUGGCUCCCGGGGUGAGGAAGAGUUAGAUGCACGCUCAAGAGGGAGCACAAAAAAGAGCAGCAGGGAAUCCAACCGGCACCGUAGUCGCUCUCCCAGUAACAUGCUUGAGGACGACUCGCUGCCCGCAUCCGACUCAGAGAGGACAAGAAAUGAAAGACCGUCUUCACGGUCGCUUCCAGCCAACUCCCGCUCCUCUCCACCUGUUCAUUCCCUGACCGCUCACAGCGAGGAGCACAGGGACAAGUCCCGGAAAGUGGUCAGGUUCAGAUGCAACCAGAAUGAAACCUAGAACACUCUCCUCAGCCGAGACUCUCUCAUCGUCUGACCGACUCGGAGACAGACACGGCGAAAGAAUCGAGUGGACUGAGACUGCGGCUGUGAAGCAGAAACCACACGUCAGCUGAAGAACAAUGAUGGAGCGGACUUUGCGUCUGGGUUUUGCAAUCUAUGUGCAACGAAUCCUGCCUGGGAGAAAUGUAAGGACAGCUGAAUCAGUAAAGGAUGACAGUAAUGCUGGGUCCUUCUGCCUGUGAUAUCACUGAGUGAUGAAGUCAGUGGCUGUGUCACGUAUAUUUGUGUUGGACUAACACGUAAACCAAUGUCAGCUGGACAUAUGGCCUGGACUGUUCCUCUCCGUGGGACGCGGUUUGUCUCCUCUUCGUCACUUUAGAAAAGCUCUGCAGCAGAUGCUCGCUAGCUCUUCAGGCACAAUGACUGCAUUCAUAUCCAUUUAAUGAGAUAUGGGAGUUGAAGAACCCAUUUGUAUUAUAGAUGAAAAUGACAGCACUCUAAUUGUAAACAAAAAAAAAAAAAAAAGAAGAAGCACCACCCCAACACUGCUUCGGAAAACAAUGUACAUGUUGUCAUUUAUUAAUAUUCAACAACUAAAACACUUAGGUUUGGGAGAGAGAUUUGCGAGAUACUUAAUUUUACAAAAAGCUGAAAGUUGUGACAAGCCUCAGCUCCAUUAUAAAGUAUUUAUUAAUGAACACCGUCAUUAACAAAUUCAUUUACAGCACAGGGCAAAUCCCUUAUUUCUUUGUAUUUUCCUUCCAAAGGAACCAAAUCUCAUCUCAAGACAUUGCAUGGCUAUUCUGCUGCUUCGUCUACUGAAGUCCAGGUUUUAUGCCACUAUUUAUUAUUUUUUUAUUAUUGUAAUGAUCCAAUUUUUGUGUCAAACUGUGUUAUCUUUGGCAUUUUUGCGAUAUAAAACUGCAUCUACUAUCACAAAACACUAUUAGAAGGAAAUUGCUAAAGAUUGAUUUGAAUUAAACAAUUUAAAAUCUGUCAUCUUUAAAAAAAAAAAUUAAAUGAAAAUAGUUGGAUGCAAGGGAUGAGUAAUAAGGCCUUUACUAAAGACCCUUUUUAAUGAAAUAUAGAAAAAAGUAUGAUUUUCCCUGGAAGCACAAUAUGAAGAAAAAAGAGGUUUGGGUUGUGCUGUACCUUAUCUACUAACGCAUAUCCUAAGCUUUAACACAAAAUAUUAAAGAUGUAGAGUAUUUCCACAUUCAUUACAUUCAAGUGCAGAUAGAACACUUAAUGGGUAGAUGGUAAAUGGCAUGUACUUGUGUAGCGCUUUAACUAGUCCGACGACCCCCAAGUGCUUUACACUACAGUCAGUCAUUCACACCCUGACGGUGGUGAGCUACGUUAGUGGCCACAGCUGCCCUGGGGCAGACUGACAGAGACCAGGCUGCCAUACAUCAGCACCACCGGGCCCUCUGACUAAGGGCAGCUUGAUGAACUUUCAAGUUGUGGUUAAGAUGUGUAAUGUUGACUGUGCAUUGGGAUAUCUGUUCUUCUGCUUUGUUGUGCUUUCUGCAGUGCUUCCAAUUUUUUUAUUAGUGGAAUAUUUUUGUGUAUUGAAAGCAUUCUUAAAUGUGUCAAAAAACAGAAACAGCUCAAAAGGUUAGUUGUAUUCAAACCAGUCUUGGGUUAGAUGUUGUCUGAAAAAGUUAUUCAUUACUUUGUUCUAACUGAGCCACAAAUGGAGCAUUUUUUAUUAUACAGUAAAUGGCCUGUUAAAAGUCACACUACAAGUUGUCCAGGUCCUGAAGCAGCAAAGCACUGUUCUGUUUCUCAGUCACUGUUAGUUUUAUGCCAGAUGUAACGAGAGGCACUCAGAAGAGUUUUUUAUAAUUUUUUUUGCCUUGAAAAUCUCCUAUGGAAGCCAUUUUUCAAUAAUAAAUCAUGAAAACUCUCAGACUGAGACAACUGAGACCUGCACCAUGGUCUCCUAAUUCUAUGUGACCUCCUGGAUAAGAACCAAUGGGUUUUUGGAAGGAUUGUUGUAGGCCAGCCACUUCUGAUAAGGCUCACCCCUAUUCUGUUUUCUACAUUUGUAGUUAAUGGAUCUCACAUUAAAAUUGCUUUGUAAUCCUCUAUAGACUGAUUAAUCUCAAGGACUUUCAAUCAUAUUAAAAAAAAUUGUUUUUGUUUUGUAUUUGUAUUUUCGAUUGGGGCAUGAUGUGUUGCUUGCUGAGGUCCUUUAUUAUACUACGUUGUUAGACAGGUUCCAGUUUAGGCCUGUCCGGAUUCUACAGGUCUGGCAGUUUUCAGAGCCUGGUUUAUCAAGUGAAAUUAAACUUAGCUUUACAAAAAAUUUGGUUAAUCAUAGUAGAUUCUGUUUUUAACAAGGUGGGAGUGGGCAAUUAGGUCAGUCAUGGCGCCAAGUUGGUUUAAAUAUCUUUUUCCUGUUAAAAAUGAAAUUGUAAUUUGAGAACAGCAUUUUGUAUUUACUCAGGGCAUGUUUGUCUGAUAUUGAAGGUCGCUUAAUGAUCUGACACCUAAAGUUUGGAGAGAAAAAAAAAAGGUAAAACCGGGGAAAUCUAUACAGAGGCAAGUAUACUGUUCCAAAACAAAAUUUAAGGAACAUUUGGAAAACACAUCACAUCUCAGUUGGAAAACAAAAGUCCAGCUGGAUAUGAUAGAAUGGUUAAUGUAUUAGGAACAAUAUGAUGGCAUAUCAUUCGAUAACAGUGAAAAUUAUCAACCCACAGAGGGCUUAAUAUUAAGUCACAAACAAAGUGCAACAGAAAAAAAAUAUGCUUCUGAAAUGUAAUAUGAAAGAUUUAAAAUGGUACUGAGUAGUUUGUAUACCCCGAUGUGCCUGUAAAUAUCUGCCUGACAAUGCCGGGGCAUGCUCCUUAUGAGGUGACGGAUGGUGUCCUGGGGUAUCUCCUCCCAGAUCCUGACCAGGACAUCACUGCGGUCCUAUACAGUCUGAGGUCCAAUCUGGUGGCGUCAGAUGGACCUAAACAUGAUGUUUCAGUGUUUUUUAUUGAAGUGAGGAGGCCAGCCAAUAAUAUCAAUUACUUCAUCCUCUUGGAAACUGAAUGCAUACUCUUGCCACAUGAGGUCUGGCUUUAAUCAUGCACCACCAGAAACCCAGGUCCCACUGCACCAGUGAAGGGGCUAACAAUCGGUCUAAGGCUUUCAUCCUGAUAGGUAAUGACAGUCAUGGUGCUAUAGUUUAUCCUGUACAGGUUUGCAUGUCCCUCCAUGGAUACGCUUCCUUUAGACCAAAACUGACCCACCACCGAACCAGUCAUGUAGAACAAUGUUUCAGGCAGCAUGACGUUCACCACAGCUUCUCCAGACCCUUUCACGUCUGUCACAUGAGUUCAAAGUGAACCUGCUUACAUCUGUGGAAAGAACAAGACCUCAGCCCCAAACCUGCCAAUUUUGAUGUUCUCUGGGAAAUGACAAUUGAACUUGAUCAUGCAGUGAGCACAGGACAUACUACAGGCUACUUUCAUGAAGUCUGUUUGCCAUGGUUCAGUCACAUGACUAACUAGUUAGAUGACAGUGGUGCGUUGAGGUCACUUUGCAGGUCUUCUAGUAGUACUCAUCCUGUUUCUCCUUCCACAAAGGAGCAGUUACCAAUCCUGCUGAUGGGUUAAAGACCUCAGUCGUGAUGUCUCUGGCCUCCAACUGCAAAACCAUACCCGUUUUUGUGGUCGUCUCAUUGUUUCCCCUUUAGUGCUCCUUUUCAUUUCGACACCAGAACAGCUGACACUGCCAAACAACGCCCUCUACUACUGUCCUUACCUGAUUAUUAUUCCUGAAGUUUAACAGAGCUGAUAGUAUACUCUGAUUAAAAAGUGUUCCUUUAAGGUUUUGAGCAGUCUACUUUCUUCACUAAGCGCUACAGCCUAGCUGUGCUGACUGACCUCUGACCCAGUGAGCCACAUUUGUUGCCGGAUUUGCAGAGAUUAAAGUUUGAGUUUUGUAACAUGGA